This is a messenger RNA of Thamnophis elegans (Western terrestrial garter snake), 1182 nucleotides long. RefSeq names its product Zic family member 5 (gene ZIC5). Gene Ontology annotation, biological process: central nervous system development; regulation of transcription by RNA polymerase II. The coding region runs from base 1 to 1182 and encodes 393 amino acids. Gene Ontology annotation, cellular component: nucleus. The transcript has 2 exons. The record is from RefSeq and is a predicted model, not a curated record. NCBI's taxonomy places the organism in Eukaryota, Metazoa, Chordata, Lepidosauria, Squamata, Natricidae. Gene Ontology annotation, molecular function: DNA-binding transcription factor activity, RNA polymerase II-specific; RNA polymerase II cis-regulatory region sequence-specific DNA binding.
AUGUUCAUCUCCUCGGCCGGCACCUACGGCGCUGGGGGGGACCUCCACGCCGCCGUCUUCCCGGGCCUCCACGACAAUCCCGGCGGCGCCUCGGGCGGGCAUCACCCGCUCAACGGCCAGAUGCGCCUGGGGCUGGCCGUGGCUGCCGCCGCCGCCGCCGCCGCGGAGUUUUACGGGCGCAUCGAGCCCUUCCGCCCUUCGCCCGCCGGCUCCGAAGCCUCCUACGGCCCUGCCCCGCACGGCUAUCCGGUCAACUUGGCGGCGGCAGCGGCGGCGGCCGCCGCUUUGCAGCAGCAGCACCACCACCACUCGCACCCGCCCGCACAUGCGCACCACGCGUCGCCGCCGCAGCCGCCGCACCACGCGGGCGCCGCCGCCGCCGCCUUCCUGCGCUACAUGCGGCAGCCCAUUAAGCAAGAGCUGAUCUGCAAGUGGCUGGAGGCCGAGGCGGGCGGCGGCGGGACGCCACCCUGCUCCAAGACCUACAGCACCAUGCACGAGCUGGUCAACCACGUCACGGUGGAGCACGUCGGGGGGCCUGAGCAGAGCAGCCACGUGUGUUUCUGGGAGGAGUGUCCCCGCCAAGGGAAGCCCUUCAAGGCCAAGUACAAGCUCAUCAACCACAUCCGCGUGCACACGGGCGAGAAGCCUUUCCCCUGCCCCUUCCCGGGAUGCGGCAAGGUCUUCGCCCGCUCCGAGAACCUCAAGAUCCACAAACGGACUCAUACAGGGGAGAAGCCUUUUAAAUGCGAGUUUGAUGGCUGCGACAGGAAGUUUGCCAAUAGCAGUGACAGAAAGAAACACUCCCAUGUCCACACCAGUGACAAGCCAUAUUUCUGCAAAGUCAGAGGCUGUGAUAAAUCCUACACUCACCCCAGCUCUUUGCGAAAACACAUGAAGAUCCACUGCAAAUCCCCACCACCUUCUCCUAUCCCAGGAUCUCAUGGGUACCAGCCCGUGGGGACAACCUUGGGUGCCCCUCUUUCCCCACUUCAGGACUCAGGAAGGGGUCAGCCUACCAGCCUUUCUCCUCAGGUCACCAAUCUCAAUGAAUGGUACGUUUGCCAGGCCAGUGGGGUGGCCAACCACCUCCAUACCCCAUCCAGUAACGCCACCUCUUCUGAGGAGGAAGAUGAGGAGGAAGAGACCUACGGGAACUCUGAGUCAAGAACUAUUCACUAG